UUUUCCAUUUGACCCAAAAAAAAAUUAUAUUUAAUAGUUAUAUAUUUCCCAUCGCACGGAGAUUGGAACAAAGAAACCGCCGUCGCCGGAUCUGGUAGUGAGCGUAGAUGAAGAACUACUUUCCGAUCUUAUAACCUUGUUUGUAUAUAUAUAAGAUUCGCCCUCAGUUUUUGAUCUCAAGGGUCGGCUUUACUUUUUUUUUCUUUCUUUUGGUGGUUUUUUUUUUUGCGUUUUUCCCAUUUUCGACGGUCUCUGGAUUGGGAUUUCAAUACCAUGAGGAAGAAGCUCGAUACUCGCUUCCCAGCUGCUCGUAUUAAAAAGAUUAUGCAAGCUGAUGAGGAUGUUGGCAAGAUAGCUUUGGCAGUGCCUGUCUUAGUCUCAAAGUCUUUGGAAUUGUUCUUGCAAGACCUUUGUGAUCGUACGUAUGAGAUUACCCUUGAAAGAGGAGCCAAGACCGUCAGCUCAUUGCACCUAAAACAUUGUGUGGAAAGAUAUAACGUGUUUGAUUUUCUGAGGGAAGUUGUGAGUAAGGUGCCUGACUAUGGUCAUUCGCAAGGGCAAGGGCAAGGGCAAGGGCAAGGCCAUGGUGAUGUUACCAUGGAUGAUCGCAGCAUCUCCAAGAGAAGGAAGCCCAUCAGUGACGAAGUGAAUGACAGCGACGAAGAAUAUAAGAAGAGCAAAACGCAAGAGAUGGGGAAUGCUAAGCCCAGUGGCAGGGGUGGUAGAGGAAGAGGGCGGGGAAGAGGUCGUGGUGGACGAGCUGCAAGAGCAGCCGAAAGAGAGGGACUCAACCGCGACAUGGAACUAGAAACCGCCAUAGCGGGACAGCCACCUCCAGAAGACAGUAUUAAGAUGCAUCCAUCAGAGUCAUCACCACAAGAGAAUGAGAAGAAAGACCUUGAUGUCUCAGCAGCAUCUAACGAAGACACCAAGCAACACCUUCAAAGUCCAAAAGAAGGCAUCGACUUUGAUCUCAACUCUGAAUCUCUUGACCUAAAUGAGACCAAACUGGCACCAGCCACAGGCACAACAAGCAGCGUAGCCACAGCCCCAGAGGAAUAUUCGGGAUGGCCUAUGAUGGAUAUUGGCAAAUUGGAUCCAGCACAGCUUGCCAGUCUGGGUAAGAAGAUAGACGAGGAUGAAGAAGAUUAUGACGAAGAAGGCUAAGGCAUGGCAGUACCAUAGGAUAUAUAGAGUAGCAACGUUUAGCGGUUUGUUUAGAAAAUGCUUCCUUCCUUCUGUCGUCAAAAUCUUCGUCCUUGCUUCCAUUUAUUGUAUGAACCAAAGAUUGUAUGCGCUUUAUGAAACUUCUUAAUUUAUUAUCCUGAUAUGUUAUUUAA
Messenger RNA from Camelina sativa (false flax), 1340 nucleotides. RefSeq lists its product as uncharacterized. Gene Ontology annotation, molecular function: protein heterodimerization activity; core promoter sequence-specific DNA binding; RNA polymerase II general transcription initiation factor activity. NCBI's taxonomy places the organism in Eukaryota, Viridiplantae, Streptophyta, Magnoliopsida, Brassicales, Brassicaceae. The record is from RefSeq and is a predicted model, not a curated record. Gene Ontology annotation, cellular component: nucleus.